CACUAAACCCCCCACCAAUACUAUACCCCUUUGAAUAUUAUCCAACAAAUCUUGUCUGAUGAUUCGUUUGUGCUCUGUGAUCUGUCAAAUUCUCACUCUACUUCACCACAAACACAACCUAACAAUUUCCAUGUCUUCAGCAUAGUAAAGCAUCUCCAUUUUCAUCUCUUCUUCUUCUUCAUCAAACCCAUCUUUAUCAUUUGUUGCUAAGCUAGGAAACUUUCUGUUCCCCAGUAGCACCAUGUCCUCCAAGUCCAAAUCUGCACUUCCAGAAACCCCAAAGAGUAAGGCAUCACCUGCAACCCCUAGGGGUGGUAGUAAAUUGAGCAGAGGAACCAACAAGUUUGAUGCGGAUUCGCCUUUGCUAAGCUUGCGCUCUUCGUUCGAAAAGUCUCCAAGAUCUGUUACUACUCCUAAGACUUCUUCCGGGGAUAGGCAUUCCACUAAGCUUGCCACUCCACCUGAUAAAAAGCCAAGUCGGUUAUUGAAGCCAUCGGAAUUACAGACAGAACUAAGUCUGGUUCAAGAGGAUCUCAAGAAGGCAAAGGAGAAGAUAGAGUCUGCAGAGAAGGAGAAGACCCAAGCUCUUGAUGACCUGAAGGAAGCAAAGAAGUUAGCAGAGGAAGCAAACGAGAAGCUUAGAGAGGCUUUGAUAGCUCAAAAGCGAGCUGAAGACAAUUCAGAGAUUGACAAGUUCCGUGCUGUUGAGAUGGAACAAGCUGGUAUUGAAGCAGCUCAGAAAAAGGAAGAGGAAUGGCUGAAAGACAUUGAAGCUGUGAGGAAGCAGCAGGCUUCGGAUGCAUCUUCUCUUCUCUCCACUGCACAAGAACUAGAGCAGGUCAAGCAGGAACUCGCCAUGGCUACCGAUGCCAAAAACCAGGCUCUUACCCAUGCCGAUGACGCAACUAAAGUUGCCGAGAUUCAUGCUGAAAAAGUUGAAAUCCUCUCUGCAGAGUUGGCACGCGUUAGAUCUAUUAUUGAUUCCCAGUCAGAGCUGCAUCUUGAGAUUGAUAGUCUCAGAGAAGAACUUGAGAGAAGGAAAAAGUAUGAGGUGGAUGUGAUGGAAAAAGAGGGCCUCUUAGAGAAACUCAGAGUUGAUUUGGAAGCAGCUAAGAUUGCGGAAUCUUGUGCACAUGGUCUACUGGAGGAAUGCAAGAAGAGAGUUGAUGAGUUAGAGAUUGAGGCUGAAGAAGCGCAUAGAACCAAGAGUUCUGCAUUGGAAUAUCUGGGAUCAGCCAUGAAACAGGUGGAAGAUAGGAAUGAAUUGCUGCACAAGGCAGAAUCUGAGAUUUCUUCUCUGAAAGAGAAGAUUGGCUUAUUGGAGUUCUCCAUUGACAGACAGAAAGAAGAACUCAGGGAAUCAGAUUGUCAACUUAAGAUGGCCCGGGAAGAGGCUUCUGUACUGGUGAAGAAGGUCGAAUCCCUUAGUUCCGAUCUUGAAACUGUAAGAGAUAAAAAAAUCCGGGCUUUAAGUAAUGAAAAACUAGCUGCCGAAAGUGUGGGGAAGCUGUUGGAAGAAAAGAACAGACUUUUUGGUGAAUUGGAAAGUUUGAGGGAGGAAGAAGAAAAGAGCAAGAGAGCAAUUGAGAGUUUGACAUCAGCCUUGCAUGAAGUCUCUUCUCAAGUAAGAGAAGCCAAUGAGAAGCUUUUGUCUAGCCAAGUGGAGAGUGGUGAUUAUGAAAUACAGAUUGAAGAUUUGAAAGUGGCCCUACAAGCCACAAAUGAUAAGUACGAGAAUAUGCUCGGAGAUGCAAAGCAAAAAAUUGAUCAACUCACUAAGAACAUUGAGCAGUCUAAGGAAGAUUACCAGAAGUUAAAGGCAGAGCGGGAGGAAAAUGAGUGUAAUCUUAUGAAGUGUGUUACUGAAACCAAAGAAGCAAAUUCUUCAAUGGAAAAAGAAAUCAGUAGGCUGGUAAACUUGUUAAAAGAUUCACAAGAAGAUGCUUCAAUUGCAACUGAAAGCAAAGGUCGUUUGGAAACAAGCUUGUGUGAAACCAAGCGUGAGGUCAAUCAUCUAAGGGAGGUUCUGGGCGAGGCUAAAGCUGAGGGAACUAGACUAAAAGAGUCUCUAAUAGAGAAAGAAACCGAAGUGCAAAAUAUUCUGCAGGAGAGUGAGGAACUUCGAAUCCGAGAGACGAUGGCAUUGAAGAAGAUUGAGGAAAUGUCCUUAAUGCUUGAAGAAACUUUGGCUAAAAAGCAAGCUGGAGAAAACGGAAAGAUUACAGACACUGAAAAAGAUACUGAUAAGCUCUUAAAGAUAGAACAAAAUGGCCUUGCCGAAGAAUGUUCUAAGAUAGAACUCCUUCCCCAUCAGUGCGAGCAAUUUGUAAAGGAAGAAGUUCAAGAAACUAAUGACGCUGCCAAAGAGGAAACCAAUGGAGGUGAACAACUUGAAGUUAAGGGAGAAAAUGGUUCUGUAGAGGAUGCUGAGCUCAAGAUGCAGGAAAGCUGCAAGUUUGAGGAGAAAGAUUCAUCUCCAGAAAGAGAUGAUGCGUGCAAAGACGAAUCAGAGCCAAAGGAAGAGGUACACGAGAAGUGUGAGCAGCCAAACGGGCUAAAAUCUUCAAUGGAAAAGCUUGACAGUGGUAAUGCUAAUCCAGUAAAGCAGCAAAGCCCGAAGAGGAAGAAGCCUUUGCUAAGUAAAUUUGGAAGCUUUAUUAAGAAGAAAGGUACUGUGACCCAGAAGUAACAGACACCACUUGUUAUAGCUGACCUCUAGAUCAGAUGUUGUGCUCUUAUACUUUUUUUUUUGAGUUUCUAUUUUUAUUUUCUAGUACUCUGUAGGCAUUAAAUAUGGGAGACAGACAUUUUAGUGGUAUUGGUUUUCUUUUCACCAUUUGUAUCUUUUCUGACAGCCUAUUUCUCAUUUCUCACUAUGGUAUGUAAUGUUUAGGAGUGUGUUCUUAUUGUGAUUGUUAAACUAUUGAAUCAGUAUCUUAAACAAUCCGAACUAAACAUAUUUGAUCCUU
Messenger RNA from Cuscuta campestris, 2969 nucleotides. Lineage: Eukaryota; Viridiplantae; Streptophyta; Magnoliopsida; Solanales; Convolvulaceae. The record is from the annotation of a GenBank genome assembly.